Molecule: messenger RNA, 4251 nt
Organism: Exophiala dermatitidis NIH/UT8656
Lineage: Eukaryota; Fungi; Ascomycota; Eurotiomycetes; Chaetothyriales; Herpotrichiellaceae
Exons: 1
Coding region: 1-4251 (1416 amino acids)
Biological process (GO): activation of protein kinase activity; mitotic G2 DNA damage checkpoint signaling; mitotic DNA replication checkpoint signaling
Molecular function (GO): anaphase-promoting complex binding
Source: RefSeq, a predicted model, not a curated record
AUGUCGUCGCCGCGAGGGUCACCCUCGCCCAACGGCUCACCACAGAGUCCCGCAUCGAACGUCCUUACACCCAGCCGGAAAGUACAAGCACUUCUGGCACAAUUCGACGAUUCAGACUCCGACAGUCCUUCUGAGCAGCCUGGGACUAGGUCUGCCAAUCCACCCGCUCAAAUCCAGAACGCUGAAAGCCAUGCUGGUCAAGCCAUGGCCUCACAACCACAGGAUGAUUCGGAAGAGGAGGAUAUACUGCCGGCAGCCCCUCGUUCGAGAAUUGCUGCUCGUCUACAAGGUGUAGCGAUUCUUCCUACUGCUUCGAACGAUGACCGCGAGAAGCCUGCGUCAACGGAUGUGCAGCAAGACGUAUCAAUGCCUUCAGAGCACAGUGAAGAUGAAGGACCUAUAAUGAGGCGAAGACUACUUACGAAGCGUAAGAUCAAACCUGUGCAGUCAACGCCUGCUUCCCGCGGAUCGAGGUCGCCCUCUGCAGACACUCUGCCGUCUCCAUCAGCCAUAAACCCAGAUCCAAGCACCACUCAACAACUCCACGGUUCUGAGUCGAAUGAUGAGCAUAGGAGCUCACCUGCAGGCAAAUCGAAGUUCUUGGCCCUUGUUGAGAAACAUAGAAAACAGCGUCUGGAAAAGGAGGCUGAAGAAGCCGCAAAAAAAGCCGCGCGCAUUGAGGCUCAGAAGAGUCAAGAAAGUACAGGUCGCCUACCUAGGGGUUCAAGUCCGGCCGACGAUUCCGACGAAGACAGUGACAUUUUUGGCGACGAUGCAGGCGAAAAGCUGGCUAAGCAGGCUCGACCUUCUCGAAAAGCCAGUAAAAAGGCUAUAGAGGAGAUGAACCGGGAAACCCAACGAAUUACUCGAAAUAUGCAACUUGCACACCAGGCCCGCACGAAGAAGAAAAUCACCAAGGACAGUCUCCUGGCGAGAUUCAAUUUCUCUACGUCUGCUAGCUCUCGAGAUCAGAAGUCGCCGGAACCAGAGAAUCAUUUAGUCACCGGAAGUUCAAGAGCCGGCUCGGAUACUGAAGCGAACAAAGGCCACAGUACACCUCCAACAAGCCCUAUGAUGGCAGAUAACACCACUGACAGACCCAAGACCCCGACCAGUCAAGCCGUCGACACACGACAUGGCUCUGGAAGCGAGGCCGGAAGCGAAGGUGAAGAAAACUUGUUUAAGACUGGUCCAAAAGUCGAUAAAGGAAAAGGCAGAGCUCUGUCGGUCGAGCCCUUCCCGGACAUCCAGCAGGUUCUCGCGGCGCAGUCGGUAGACCCACUGACAGACCCAAGUUUGGUGCGAAAUUCAUCAGACGCCCCGCAAAAGCCAACAGUUAAGCCGUUUCAAUCUAAAUGGUCAGCACUGGCUCUCAAAAACUCAGAAGACGAUGAUACAGAGUCGGAUCUUGAGGUGGUCACGAGUCGAGGCGAAGUUCGAAAGUAUGCAGCCUUCGAACAUUUACCGAGACGCAAAGCUAAAGAGGCUCCGUCACAUCUGGCACUGCGGUCUUUGGCAAACUUGAUCGGUAGCGAGGAACGCAAGAGUUCAAUGAAUGCUGCCCAGAUGGAAGCAGCUCUUCGAAAGGCAGCACGCAUGCAAGCACGAAAGGAGCGGCAGGAGAAAAUAGAAGAACUUAAAGCUAGGGGAGUAAUGAUCCAAACGGCUGAAGAGCGAGAACGCGAACAGCAAGAAGUGGAAGAUCUACUGGAGCGAGCCAGGCAGGAAGCCGUGGAGAUACAGAAACGGGAGAAGGCCCUAGCGAAAAAGGAGGGCACCCUCACGAAAGACGGUUUAAAUGACGACGACGACGAAAGUGACGCCGAUUUCGAAGACGACGAAGCCGAGAUCUCUCUAUCCGGCGAAGACGAAGAUGGUGAAGUAGAAGACGAUGAUGAAGGCGACGGUGAAGCGGAGGACGCCGAAGAUGGGGACGCCGAGGGAGGUGCCCUACUUGACGCAGAAGCUGACGAAGAAGAGCCGCUUGAAGAAGGGUCACAAAGUGAUGAUGCCGAGGCAGCCAGUCGAACUGGGGAUGGCCUUGAUCUAGACGGUCGUUCGGUUAACCGUCCCGCCAGGAAGAAUCGCACAAAUCGGGUGCUUAGCGACGAUGACGAGGAAGAAGAGGAAGACUGGAACGCAAAACCCAGGUCACCCCAGCUUCCAGCUCCGGCUAAAACGCCUCAGUCUCUGUCUCGCUCUGCUCGAAAACAAAUUCCAGGACUACAGAUGUCUGAUGACCUACCAAUUGGGCUCACCCAGGCUUUUGCAGCGACGAUGGCUGAUUCUCAGUCUCAACUGGAACAAGAACAAGACAGCCUUACCAUGACAAUGGACCUGCCAUCUCCCAACAUCUCGAUGGUUCCACAACUCAACCGUCUCGACUCUGUGGACAUGAUCAGUGACAGCCAACCAGCAUCACAAACGCAGCCACUGAACGUCGACCUGUCCUUUUCGCAGUCUCAGCGGGUCCCUCAAACCCCUGGGACAGCUUCGGGAGCUGGAGCGCGGCAAUUUACUCCUUCACAAGCAGCUGUAUUUGAGCCAACUCAAGAUAAUGGGUACAUGUUGACUCCCUUCGCCGGCAAUCGAUUCGCAACGGAGACACCGCAGCAUCCUGGCCCACAAUCUACCAUGGACACUGUCUUGCUUACAGAAGACGCUGCAAACAGCCCCAUUAUGCAAAGGAGAGCCAGAUUCCGCCGCGGCCGCGCCAACAGCCGCGAAAGCGAUGAAGAGCAAGCGUCUGUGGCAGACGUGUCCGCAUUCGAUAUUAUGCGUCGGGCAACCAAGCAGAAAGAGCGUGACGCGUUCGAUAAGGCGAAAUCCCAUGCUCGCGAGAUUGUGGAUGAAGCUGCAGAAGAAUCCGAGGACGAGUAUGCAGGUCUUGGCGGAGCAAGCGACGAAGACAUCAACGACGAAGAGAAUGAAGAAGACCGAAAAAUGAUCGAUGAAGACACCCAGGUUGGAGCUGGUGAUGAGGCUAAGUUAGCUAAGCUCUUUGCCGAUAGAGAGCGUCAGCAGGAUGAGGCGGCGGUCUCGAAACUGCUCAAAGACAUCACCACGGGAGCUUUGCGACGGAAACGUGGGAACGAUGAUCUGGACCUCUCAGACGAAGAGGAUGCCCUCGUACGUAGAAGAGAGGCUAAAAGACGGGAGUUUGCCCGCAUGCGCCGCGAACUGCUCAAGGAUGAAGCGGUCGGCAAGAUCGCAGAGGACAAGAAGAAGGAAGCUUUCCUACGAAGUCUGGAAGAUCGACCGGUCAGCGACGAUGAAGAUGAUGAUUUCGACUUGCCCGAAACGCCGCUCGAGGAGGAGUCCCAGCCAGCUGCUGAGGCUGAAACCCAGCCGAAAGAGUCCGAAGCUCCAACAACUGCCAAAGACGAGGGUCAAGGAAACAAGCAGCCUCUGACAACUGCACCAGCAUCGAGAUUGAACCAGAUGAAACGAUCUCUUGGUCGUGGAAGCUCGGCUAUCAACCGACGACCGACCACAUUGGCGGAGAUUCGAGAGUCUGUGUCAUUCCUCAUUGAAGAGCCCGAUUCACAAGCUUCCAUGAUCGACCUUGGUCUGUCUGACUCUGAGGACGAGCCCGAGGCUUAUGUUGACCUGGAUCGACAUCUUCAAGCCGCCGAGGCGGACGAAAACGCAGACGAUGGCGAAGACCUGGGCGAUUUUAUUGUUGACGACAAUGAUGGUAACGACGGUGCCAGUCAGGAAAAGUCCAAGGACGAGAGCAGUAUCUUCAAGAAACCAGCCGUGCCUUAUAGCCGUGCUGCAUAUUCGGAGCGUCGUACAAAAGAACGGCCAAACGUGGUCAAUCGACUGAGCAUGCUGCGGCAGUCAUCGUCUUCCUCGUCCAACUCCUCCAGCAACACGAAGAUGGCUUUUUACACGAGCAGCUCUAUGUCUAGUACAUCAUCGUUCAGUAAGGUCCCGGCCUUGCUUCGUCGAGCAACCACAAAAUCCAGCCUCGGCAGUAUGGCUAUUGGAGGGCGAGAUGAGAAUGUCUCGGCCACGGGAGUGGUGACCACCAACAACAGAACUGAGCGUGGAAAGGCCAGUGGGGAGAAGGAGUUUGUCAGGAAAUCCACCGGUGGGCAGCGCGCCGCUGUCAAUUAUAGGCCGACGAUCAGGGAGGAAAAGAUGAGCCAACGCGCUGGCAUUGCGAAGAAAAUGGCGGCGGCUAAGAAUAAGAAGACCAAGGGUGGGUUUUUGGGAGGUUUGUUUCAGCGGGACAGUUGGGCGUGA